UUAUAUAACCUACAAUACCUAAUUUUUUCAGACAUCUCCAUCGCACAAGAGGCCGCUUUGUUCGAUAUGGAGUUCGAAGCCUGAAGAUCGAUCUGUGAACUCAGCUUAUUUUACCAAAUUAUACUCUUCCGAAAAAAUGGAAUCCUCUGGACUUGUGGCUGACAAAUUUUGCUGGAAAAUGAGCCACAUGGACACUUCCUCUGAUGAAUUGAGUCUUCCUCAUACUUUCUGUGCGAAAUAUGCUCACCGACUACAUGAGGAUAUGCACUUGAAAUUGCGGAAUGGUUACAUUAUUCCGGUUAAGUUUGAUAAGAGUAAAGGUAUUUUGAAGGGCCUAAUGUGGUUUUUUAAGCAGUUCGAGCUCAAAGGGGGUGAAAUUCUGUUGUUUGAAUACUUUGGAAGAUAUAAUAUUAAUGUUUAUAUAUUGGGUACUAAUUGUUCUGAGAUCCGCUACCCUGAUAUUGUUCAUUAUUUGCAACAAAGUUCCUCUCGAAUAGUCACUCUGGGUGAUGGAGGUUGGAGAUUUGUUUGGUUCAAUUUAGAGCGAACAACUACUUUUGAUGAAAUUGCACCUCCAGAUGCAUUCUUGAUAUGCUGUGCAUUUUCUUUUUCUGAACCAAUGACAUAUGUUAUCAGCAAUGGCAAGAAGUUUUCCUGUUCAUAUUGUCACACAUCUCGCAAAUUCAAAGGAUUGGGAUUCCUAUCUGAUAGUUUAGGACUAACUGCUAUGCCUGCAUUGCAUAUGUUGUUGUUUACUUAUGAAGUUGACUCAGUCGUGUCGAUUACGGCUUUUGAUGAACAAUUGUGUGAGAUAGUGUUUCCUGGACAUCCACUAUCAUCAGAAGGUGAUUCACAUGAUUCUUCAGUAUUGAAACCAGUUAGUUUGCACUUCAAAAUCACUGUUGAAAAGCGACAUAUGUCCACGGACUGUGAUCUUAUUGAAAUCUCAAAUGAAUUUAGAAAUCUUUGUAGAAUGUGGGACAAAUUCCAAACAAUUUUUGUUUAUUCGGGAAAUGGAUGUUGGAUGCUUCAUAUCUGUCGGAGGAAUAACUACUACUGCUCAACGAUAGAAGGUGGAUGGCAGCAUUUGCGAGAGGAUUUGGGCUUGAAUGCAGGGGACCAACUUGUUUUUGAAUGUCCGGUAAUGUCGGUUGACCGUUUCAGUGUGCUAGUUUAAAAGGCGGAGGGCUGACUUAGAGCUGACGUUUGGUGGAAAAUGCAUUUUCGCAAGCACUUGAUUCUAAUUUCUGUAAUUUGACUAUUAAAAAACUCCAGUCAGAAGUUUGGAUGUUGCGUUAUUUUCGAUUUGUUUCACAUUUUAUUUCCUAUGACAUUUCUAAUGCUGCUGUUUGGGCUUGUUAGAUUUUGAACUUGCACU
Messenger RNA from Daucus carota subsp. sativus, 1378 nucleotides. RefSeq lists its product as uncharacterized. The coding region runs from base 137 to 1177 and encodes 346 amino acids. The record is from RefSeq and is a predicted model, not a curated record. NCBI's taxonomy places the organism in Eukaryota, Viridiplantae, Streptophyta, Magnoliopsida, Apiales, Apiaceae. The transcript is spliced from 7 exons.